This is a messenger RNA of Cryphonectria parasitica EP155, 1383 nucleotides long. RefSeq lists its product as uncharacterized. The coding region runs from base 1 to 1383 and encodes 460 amino acids. Gene Ontology annotation, molecular function: oxidoreductase activity; NAD binding; NADP binding. The transcript has 2 exons. NCBI's taxonomy places the organism in Eukaryota, Fungi, Ascomycota, Sordariomycetes, Diaporthales, Cryphonectriaceae. The record is from RefSeq and is a predicted model, not a curated record.
AUGGCAGCCACCAAGCCAGCAGUCUCGUUUCUCGGCCUAGGCGCCAUGGGCUUUGGCAUGGCCACUCAUCUGGUCCAGGAAGGCUAUCCCGUCACCGGAUUUGACGUCUGGGCCCCGACCCUCGAGCGCUUCACGCAGGCUGGAGGCAGUACGGCAUCCACGCCGGCAGAGGCCGUCCAGGGUAGGGACUUUUGUGUAUGCAUGGUCGCCACAGCUGCACAGGCCCAGGCUGUGCUGUUCGAUGGCGAACAUCCUGUAGCCAACGCUCUGCCACGCGGUGCGACGCUGCUCCUCUGUUCGACAGUCCCCUGUGCCUUUGUUCAAGGACUGGCCAGGCAGCUGGUCGACAUUGGUCGUGAUGAUAUAUAUCUCAUCGACAGCCCUGUAUCAGGAGGUGCCAUACGCGCAGCCGACGGCACCCUCUCCAUCAUGGCGGGCGGCACAGACGAGGCCCUUGAGAAGGGCAGGGCGCUUCUGCAGGCCCUGUCCGACCCACAGAAGCUAUACCUCGUCAAGGGCGGCGUCGGCGCGGGGAGCAACAUGAAGAUGUGCCACCAGGUGCUGGCAGCCAACCAGAUCCUGGCGGCGAGCGAGGCGCUGGGCUUUGCGAGCCACCUCGGCCUGGACCUGAAGAAAUCAGCCGAUGCCAUUCUCCAGUCCGAGGGACACAGCUUCAUGUUGGAGAACAGACUGCCCCGGCUGCUGGCCGCACCAGAUUUUAAGCCCGUCGCGAGCGCGGUCACUAUCAUCCUGAAGGAUGCAGGCAUCGUUACAUCCGAGGCCAGGAGAUACAAGUUCCCGACGCCCUUGACCAGUGUGGCCGAGCAGGUGUACCUGACAGCCCUGAACCGUGGCUGGGGCGCAGAUGACGACGCCUGUCUACCGAGACUGUAUAGCGAGGGCGUGGGAAAAGUUGGCCCCAUUGUUUCUGCUACUACUGGCGGGCCGGUGUCCAGCCAAGAUGAGGCCCAAAAAUUGCAACUCGUCGUGGAUCUGCUCAGGGGCAUUCAUCUCUGCUCCGCCGCCGAGACCAUUGCGUUUGCCAGCCGUAUUGGGCUUGAACUGGACCAGGUCUUUGGAUUAUGCGUCAAUGCUGCAGGGGGCUCCUAUAUACUGAGUUCGUUUGGGCCUGAGAUGAUCACGGCGUGCAAGACUGGCAAGGCUGGAACCCGAGAUGAUAGCAAAAAGGAGGCGUUGAAACAGAGUGCACAAAGGUUACAGAGGGCAGUUGACGAGGCGCAAAGGCUCAAGAUGCCAUUGUUUUUGGGAAACCAGGCAUUGCAUAUGAUACAAACCGCGCUGCUACAAAGCGAGGCCAACAGCGCAGAAGCAGCAGCAACACAAGUCUCGCCUGCAGCCGUAAUAAAGGCCUGGUUGGGAUGA